Diaporthe batatas is the source of this 1193-nucleotide messenger RNA. RefSeq lists its product as uncharacterized. The transcript is spliced from 2 exons. The record is from RefSeq and is a predicted model, not a curated record. NCBI's taxonomy places the organism in Eukaryota, Fungi, Ascomycota, Sordariomycetes, Diaporthales, Diaporthaceae. Bases 1 to 1131 code for a protein of 376 amino acids.
AUGGCGGCCCCCAAUGACGACGGCAGCUUUGCUGUGGACGACUUUGUCCUUGUUGACAGCCCCGCCCCCGCAAUUCAGGGUGGUUACGUGAAUGUAAGUACUGAUAAUUCUGUCAUCACUGCAUAUCAUGACACCCUCUCUGUACCAAUGAUUGGCAAAUGGGAGCUCACCACUUUUCAGAUCUUCAACCGCGCCCCCAAGGUUGAGGUUGACAACAAGAAGGUCAAGAUUGAUAACAAGAAGGUCGAGAUUGACAACAAGAAGGUUGAGGAUGACAAGAAGAAGGCCGAGAUUGAAGCUUGGAACAAGAAGGUCAGGGCAAUGCUGCAGAGCAAGUAUCCCAAGCCCAUCCAGCAGGGCGAGCACGAGGAGGUCAUGAUGUUCAUCGACGGCUUCGACCCCAUGCCCGCGAGUGCUUUCCCCGAGUCCAUGAAGAAGGUGCUGCUCAAGGCAGCCGACCCCGCCAACCACCAGAAGGUUCGAGCAAUCUCCCACCUUGUGCUGAUCAAGAACGCAACUGUGCUGGUGGAGUGCUUCUGCCAUUUCAAGCACGUUGAGGCCACUGUUGGCCGCCAGAACCUCUUUGCUCUGGUCAGCAAGGCCUGUGGCGUGCUGGAGGGUGACGACUUUCCCGUGGUGCAGGAAUGUGUGCGCGAGAUCAUUCAAGCCCUGGCAGACGCACGUCAUGAGUCCUUGCACAUGGGCCAGGACCGUGCCACCUGGCAGCUGGCCUUGGCAGUGGAUAAGUACAAGAGCCUCAAGGCGUACGAGCUGCCCGAUGUGGAGGAGACCUGGUUUGACAACAAGAUGGUCAAGAAGCUGUGGAAUGAGUGGAUGACCAAGGUGGACACCAAGGCCAAGAACGUCAUGGACGGCAGCACCGAGACUGGAGUCGCCCUGAGCACCAAUACCACCGGAGACGAGAUCACAGACCUCCUGGCCGCAACUUCCCUUGCGACCAGGAGGGUCUACGCAACUCUCAAGUCCCUCCAGGCCCGCAGAGAGCACACCAAGCCGACUCCUCGGCAGGUGCUCCUGCUCAGGAAGAUACAGACGUACUCGGCCGCCCUGACGUCCGAGAUCGACGGGUCCUACUCUCAGGCUCCUACCACCACCACUGAGUCGGCCUGAUUCGGGACCUCGGUGAAGUCCCCGGCCCGACCUGGGAAGGAGGAAUGGGUAUUGAAAGGUUG